AUGCUGCAGUUCCACAGUCUCUCUCUCUCUCUGUCCGUUCAGGCUGUUGGACGGUCACUUUACGACAUUGGCAAAGAUACCCCGUCGCAGAUGCCCUGUCGAAGACAGUCACGCAUGAAGAAGCAGUAUAUGCGACAUCAAUUAAAUCGGUCACGUGAGGUAUGACAACAGUUGUAGCAACUGCUUGUAGUCGGCAAAUCGACGAUACAUACCAAACAUAACAACAAAGCUAGCGGAAACUCCUACUUUGCCGUGCCCUAACACACACAUCCGAUAUUCGACACCACGAAGCCGCUCUCAGGACGGCGAAUACAAUCCGGUAAUCGUCAUUUGUCUGAGGACUAAACCAUAUGAUGGAGUAGGGUGUGUGUGUGUCGCACACCCUGUGGCACCUGCGGGUACCUCCUCUAUUUCCUCCUACCCCUCCACUGCCUCAACGUCCGCUACGGCGGCUCCUGUACCCGCCACCACUUCACAUGAUCCUGGCACACCAACAAACACCAACUCCCCACCGUCAACGCAAUUGAUGCGGACUCGAUCCAUACCUGUCCUCAUUCCAAUCGCACCUUCACCGCACACAUCGGUCUGGUCGGUCACUUGCGAGUUCAUCGCACAGAGACUGGCGAAUCAGUGUCUGGAGCACCAACCUGCACUCGCCGCAUCCGCCUCCACUGCCCACAUUGAACUUGCACAUUCACUCCCCGCUUAGGUCUUCUAGGGCAUAUGCGUAUUCAAGAGAGCCUAGUGACCUCAAUCUCGACACACCUAUCACCUCCUGCACAUCCACUAUGCCUAGCUCAACCCACAAACCGACGCCCGGCACGCCCACCACCAUCAGCUUCACCACUACCAUCGUCUCCGAAAUCGACACUGACACCGCCGACUUUUCCUGUCCACACUGUCCCCGUAAAUCCACCUCACACGUCGGCCUGGUUGAUCACUUGCGAAUCUAUUGCACAGAGACUGGCGGACCAGUCCCUGGAGCACCUACCUACACUCGCCGCAUCCGCCUCAGUUGCCUUCACUGAACCCGCAUAUUCACCCACCUCAUGGGCUUAUAAGGCUACAUGCGCAUUCAAGAAAACCUGUGAUAAACAACCGCCGGCUACACCACACCAUCAUAUCUUCCCCACCUACAUCACACAACAUCAUCCGACACAGGCAUUCAAUCGCCACCUCCCACGCAAGUGGGAAAUGUGGGCCUCGACUCCGCCUCCAUGCGGCUCCUGUCACAUGGGUGACUCGAGUCUGAAACUAUCGCGGCGCGUCAAGCGCUGUGAAUUGGAAGGCUGCUAACUGACACUCCAAGUAAGUACACGCAGUCUUCCUAGUUGUGUAUAUGUGUGGAGUGGCGGACUGGUUGGCUGACUGCCAGACUGAAGCGGCCUCUUCUUAACGUGACCUACGGCACUCUCACGCAUGUGAGAUGUACGCCGCUCAACCCCCGUUGUGUGAACUCUUGGUGCUUGUGUUUGAUGGGCCAGGUCGUGCAUGUGGUGAGCACAGACAAGGUCACUAGACUAUGUCAGUCACCGCGCCAAUUUCCUGCACCUGUCAACUGACCGGCUCGGACAGUGGCUAGGGCCUGGGAGUGAGCAGGGAGGACGAGAUCAACAACUCAGCGCACCUUUUUCACUUUAAACAAGCUGAUGCGUUUGAAGCCAUUAAGGCGCGGUGAAAGCCGUGGCUUUGAAGGUUACCGACUGACGGGAUAACUUGGACCUCGCAGUCGACCCAGUGUUGUGGUUUUGUGGGGGACGGACGGUUGGUGGUCUAAGAGUCAGGCUGCAAUGGCUCCUUAUUAAUGUGGUCUUUCUGGCAGUCCUAAUACGUGGGAUCCGAGCAGGAUGUGACGGCACGCCUAUGUGCGGCUCCGGUCGUGCCAGUCGCCCUUUUGUUGUUGUUGGUUAAAAUCCUGGUCAUUUGCUGUGUGGACCAGGAGGUGUGGAGUGGAGUGGAGUGCCAAGGUGUGGGCUCGACCGUGCCAUCCACCUGCGUCCUCCCCCACCUCCGGUGUUUUUGACUUUGUCCUGACAUCGAGUCCAGGUUGGGCGGGGAGGAGAGAGUGCGAUAGAUGCUGUGCAAGUUUACAUUCACUAUGAACUAAAUCACGCACAAGUCACCGUCCCUGUUUCCACCUUGCUGUGGAGCACACGGUGGACGACGGUCGAACUGUCGGUACCUGCGGGAUCUCCAGUUAAGGGCUACUCCGUGAAGAAGCGGCAGGUCGCAGCAUACGUCUUCUUCAAGCGAUGGAAAGCCCUCACGACAAAAAAUACUCCCCGACCAUAGGCCCUGCCUAACAAGGAAACCCCAGCAACCGCCCCGACCGACGGGUUAAACCAGACGAGUGUAUCCCCUGUGGUGUGUCUCCACACCCAGCAAUUCUGCUCCCAUUCCUUUUCCUACUCCUCUUCCUUUCCACUUCAUAAAAAUCCUGCGGAGAGAACGACAUGCAAUCUCGUAGAUAGCCCAAACUAGCUCGGGCCGCUCUCUACUAAACAAAGCCGUGACCCGUAGUGGGGUUCGGCAGCUCUUUUUUUGGGACAGCACUGCUCACCAGGCUGGUGGAGUGAGUCAGCUCAUUCUGGUAGCCUCAAAGUUCAUUUUCUUUGCGGAAAUCCGCAGAGCAACCGACCGAAGGAGGGGGGAAUAGAGAGGGAGAGAAAUACGCUUUCUUUUGAAAGUAUGUUUCACAAUUUUAAGUAAAAACGGCUUUCAUUUACCGUGCGCAUAUAAAAUAAAUAGCACCAGGGGAUUACAACUGCGACAUAUCAACCGCAAACUGCAACUGUUGCAGUAUCACUGAAAAUGGCCGGUGAAUUUGGUGCAAACUUUGUGCCAGUUUGCUUUUUCUCCGAAACGGAGCUAUCGUAACGCUAAUAUAACCUCUUGUGGAUAAAAAUGAGUAUGUGCCGAAUGAAAUAUUUCAACUGACUUAUGAUCACGACAAAUUCUACGUAAAUGGAGAGCAGAACAAAUGGAGGCUCAAAUUCACUAGACCCGAAAGGAAGAUAGCGUUAGUCUCUCAAGAAAUGGCGCAUUACAAGGCGGACAUCGCUGCUUUCAGCGAGACCCGAUUUUCGAACAUGGUCAGCUGGAGGGCUACACCGGCUGCACCUUCAUCUGGAGCGGUCGUCCAAAGGCAGAGCGACGUGACGCGGGGGUCGCCUUUGCCAUACGGAACGACAGCGUGGGACGACUGCCCUGUCUGUCGCAGGGCAUCAACGGUCGCCUGAGGUGCCUCCGCCUACUUCUCCCGGGAGGUAAAUUCCGCACCAUCAUUAGCGCCCACACCCCAACAAUGACCGACUCAGACUUGGCGAAGACAAAGUUCUACGAGGACUUGAACGCCCUCCUGGCGACUGUGCUGAAGGUGGAUAGAUUUAUUGUCCUUGGUGAGGGAUUGCUGGGUCUCCAUGGUCUGGGCAGUUGCAGCGAAAAUGGUCGCCUUCUCCUCCUGCUAACCUGUGUAGAAACUAGUCUCUUCACAGCUAACACCUCCCACCUUCCGACGCAAAAGAAGGCAUCUUGGAUGCAUCACAGAUCGCGGCACCAGCAGUUGCUGUACCAAAUUCUCGCCCGAAGGCGAGCUUGA
Messenger RNA from Spirometra erinaceieuropaei, 3598 nucleotides. The record is from the annotation of a GenBank genome assembly. NCBI's taxonomy places the organism in Eukaryota, Metazoa, Platyhelminthes, Cestoda, Diphyllobothriidea, Diphyllobothriidae.